AUGUACUUAAGUGCUGUUCAGUUCGAUUUAUGGUGGUUAGAUAAAAAUAAUGAUCUAGAAAUUAUAAUUAAAUCGACUGAAUUAUAUGUCUAUUUGUGUAAGCCGGAUCGUUUUCCAAAGAAAAUAAUGAACAUUGAACUCAAAUCGUCUCCUCCUAAACAUCUUCCACCACAGCAUACUGCAAUAUUAAAAUGGUUAAGUAAUACAGUGUCUACUGAAGAUCUGAAAUUUAAUUCGAUUUUUUCGAUCGAAGAAAUGACAGGAACGGUAACAAAUCGAACUCGACACGUGAAAAUUGAACUCUUGGAUAAAAAAGAAUAUGAUGAUUUAUUAAACGGUGGUCAACUGAAUGUGCAAGGUAAUCUGUAUGACGUUGAUGAGUUCUUACCUUCGCCUAAACUUCUGAUCUGUUCAAAAUGCAAUUUGCCUGGACACACCCGAAAAAUGUGUCAAGCUUCGAAUUUUGACGUGUGUAAAAGAUGUGGAGGUGAUCGUAUAAAUCUUGCUGAACAUAAAAACUGUCAAAUCAGAUGCCACAACUGCCAAGGUGACCAUGUCUCAACAGACUUUAAAUGCCCAGUAAUACAAGAUUUUCGAAGACAGUUAAUUGACGAGCUUAGAAAACAUCCUGAACGUCUUCCUCCUGACACCCAACUCUUCAUUCCGUCUGACUUUCGUCAACAAAACGAUCGUACAAAAAGUCUUAAAUCUACAGCUCCGGCUCUAUUCGUUCCACUUCCUGCAGAUCGUAAUAAUUUGGCAGCUUAUCCUCCACUUCAGUCUUCUACUGCACCAAACUUUCCUCAGGCUACUUCAAUCGUCACUUCAAACUUUAGUGAGACGAUAAAAUCGUUUAGAGAUAAAUUAAAUCAGAUUAAAACAGAAUACUAA
Molecule: messenger RNA, 891 nt
Organism: Didymodactylos carnosus
Lineage: Eukaryota; Metazoa; Rotifera; Eurotatoria; Philodinida; Philodinidae
Source: the annotation of a GenBank genome assembly